UAGGGGAUCGUCGGACCUAGAACUUGGUGGUAAAAAUGAGGACACAAGAUAGAUUUAUAGAGGUUCGGACUGCCAAAGUAGAGUAAUACCAUACGUUCUGUUUGGGGUGUUGUAUAUUGCUCCCUACGCUUAGGUGUUCUUUGGUGUUAAGAAUUUGAUCCUUUGUUGUGGUUCUCUAAGGUCUUCAUCUACCGAUCUAGAAACUCCUGCCCCCUUUAUAUACUUCAGGGAGCUGAAUUACUAGUCGGUUAAAAAGAGUUCUAGUAGAAUUAUAUGGUACGAGGGAUUCUACCUGUCUCCUUCCUUCCUCGCCGGUAAUAUCUAUCCCCGAUAGUAUGUCGUCCAGUAGAGUAAACAAAAGUACAGUACGGGGCCGGCGAGGUGAAAACAAAAUUGGCGCAAGAUCCAAAACAGCGCGUGAUACUGGAUGGACGCGACGCGACGCGACGCGACCUUGCUCCGAUCCUUGUCUCCCUCGGUUCCUCCAUCGGCCGUGCGCGUGCAAGUGGCAGCCUCGAUCGACCCGGCGAACGCUGCGACCCGGGGAGUUUGGGAACCCGGCGGCCCAAGGUGAAUAAAACUAAAGAGAAGCUAGCAACGAUCGACUCAUUUUUUCGCCCAAAGCAUCGCAGAAUGACUUGUGAUUUCUGAUCAUAGAGCAAUGGUAGCUUGCAGAUCAUUUAGUGAGGAACGUCAACAUUUUGCACCGGUAAGGCGGUAAGAAAAGAUAUGAUCUAGGGUGCUCCUAAUAAGGGUCAUCACCCGGCUUCUUUGUUCAAUUAUAAUGAUAGCCUCGGAGCCAACAUGCACGUCACAUCAUCUUAGACCAUUCUUAAUGACGAGUUUUAAUUUAUUGUUUUCAAAAGGACUAUAUUAGCAAAUAACAACCAAUUGAUAGUUAAAAUAACAUCUAUAAUAGCUAGUUUUUUUUUGGUGCAUAUGUUCUCAUCACAUUUGAGUAUAUGACAUACAUUAGAACUUGAAAGCAAUGUUCAUGGGAUUUCGUAUAGAUAAAACUUCUAUCAUCUAUCUACUUCCUCCGUCCUAUAAUACAAGGCAUCCAAGCAUUCAAAAUUUGUCCUCAAAUAUAAGGCAUUGUAGGUACAUUUGGAUGAUUGCCAUUUAAUUCUUUCUAUAAUUAACAAGGUAUGGUGGCUUUAUUAUAUGCAACUACCAAUAACUCAAAGGUACACGUGUCUUUUGCUACUCCUGCUAAUAUGUCCUAAAAUCUUUAGGAUGCCUUGUAUUUAAGGAUGGAGGGAGUAUUCUUUUAAGAUUUGUCAUAGCACCAAAGUUGCUUACUUGGCACCUUAUUAAAUAAGAAUGAAACUUACAUUCAAAGCAGCCUUAAAGAGUUGAGGCUGGCGCAAUAAUCAUAAGUUGCAGAAACAUAACAAUGAUCAUCUUACGCAAAUUCGGAUGAGAACCUUCGUUCUCAUCAUUAAACAAAAUAUCACAUAAGCAAAUUUGAUGGAAUGGCACUAGAGUUAUAAAAGGGGUAUUGUUUCACACAAGUUCAGGGGCGGAGGUUAGGCAAGACCAGGGCGGAAAAUGGCCCCCCGGCCUCCCCGGCAAACUUUCCAUUGGUUAAACAGUGAGCUCAUUGAUUUUUUUUAGCUCCACUAACAUAGGCUGGGCAUCCCUAGAUGUUUGGUCAAGCUCAACAACUCCACAAGUGUGUGCGCUCUUUUUAAAACUUAUUAGAAACUUUUCCACACAGGCGUUGGAACAAAUGUUUCAUUUUAUCCAACAAUGUCCAAUCUUGUAAACCACUGUUAAAUGAUACCGUACGUCAGAUGUAAUUGUUUCAUCCAUCAACUUAUUAAUCAUCAGCACCGGUUGACUUUACCAAUAGAAAUGCUAUCUAAUGCAAAGUGGCAGCCUGCGGCCUGCGACAAUGUGACCGUGACAGCUUAACAAUGCAAGUUAAACCUACCGGCCGGCAAGCGGCCUUUCUUAAGCAUGGCUGAGUAUCUGACCUGCCUGCCCAGGGUGAAGACUGAGAAGAAGCUGUAGCUGUGUAGCACAGCAGAGGCAAGGAUGUUCCGAGCCGUACGGAGUUUUCUCGUGGGGAAGAGUCACGCCGAGCCAGCCAUGUCCUCCUUCCUCAGUCGUUUCUCCACAGCGUCCGGCUCACAGAGGCUGGCUGGAAAGGUGGCGGUGAUCACCGGCGGCGCGAGCGGCAUCGGCAAGGCGACGGCCGCCGAGUUCGUCAGGAACGGCGCGAGGGUCAUCCUCGCCGACGUCCAGGACGACCUCGGCCACGCCGCGGCCGCGGAGCUCGGCGCGGGCGACGCCGCGAUCUACACCCGCUGCGACGUCACCGACGAGGCGCAGGUCGCCGCGGCGGUGGACCUCGCCGUGGCGCGCCACGGCCGCCUCGACGUCGUCUUCAACAACGCCGGGGUCAGCGGCAUCCUGGCGCCAUCCCCCGUGGGCGCCCUGGACCUGGCUGACUUCGACCGCGUCAUGGCGGUGAACGCCCGCGCGGUGGCGGUCGGCGUCAAGCACGCCGCGCGCGUCAUGGUGCCGGCCGGCCGCGGCGGGAGCAUCAUCUGCACGGCCAGCACCGCGGGGGUGGUGGGCGGCGUCGCGAUGGCGCCGUACAGCGUCUCCAAGGCCGCCGUCAUCGGGCUGGUGCGCGCCGUGGCCGGGGAGCUGGCGCGCUCCGGCGUGCGCGUCAACGCCAUCUCGCCCCACUACAUCCCGACGCCGCUCGUGAUGGGCUUCAUGGCCGAGUGCUUCCCCGGGAUGAGCGUCGACGAGCGCAGGCGGGUCGUGGAGAGGGAGAUGAACGAGAUGGACGGGCCGGUGCUGGGGGUGGAGGACAUCGCGAGGGCGGCGCUGUACCUGGCCUCCGACGAGUCCAAGUACGUCAACGGCCACAACCUCGUCGUCGACGGUGGGUUCACGGUGGGUAAGGCGCCCAACAUGCCGAAGCCAGAACAUUGAGAUGGAGAGAGAUUCGGAGGACAAAUUCUCCGGAGAGCAUCCCCGUCAACUCCAUCUAACAACCAUGUCAUGGCUGUGAAGUUUCUUUCUUAAUCUCUUAUUGGUUCACGGGACCAAAGUUCGGUCGCUGUCACAUCGAAUGUUUAGAUAAUAAUUAGAAAUAUUAAAUAUAGGUUAAUUAUAAAACCAAUUGCACAAAUGAAGGCUAAUUCGCAAGGCGAAUUUAUUAAACCUAAUUAGUUCCUGAUUUGACCAUGUGAUGCUACAGUAAAUAUGUGCUAAUCAUGGAUUGAUUAGGUUUAAUAGAUUCAUCUCGUGAAUUAGUCACAGCUUAUGCAAUUAGUUUUAUAAUUAGUUCACGUUUAGUCCUUCUAAUUGGUAUCCAAACAUCCGAUGUGACUCGAACUAAUUUUUAGUCCAUGCAUCCAAAUACCCCCUUAAGCAAUAUUGAUUGAUGGGCACAAGUCUGUCUGUUGCGAUCUUCAUUAUUGGAACAUAUAGUUGUCCGCGAAUAAAUGACCGAGGUUUCUUUGUC
Messenger RNA from Setaria italica (foxtail millet), 3487 nucleotides. Its product is annotated as momilactone A synthase. Bases 2041 to 2952 code for a protein of 303 amino acids. The transcript has 2 exons. NCBI's taxonomy places the organism in Eukaryota, Viridiplantae, Streptophyta, Magnoliopsida, Poales, Poaceae. Gene Ontology annotation, molecular function: oxidoreductase activity. The record is from RefSeq and is a predicted model, not a curated record.